UAGUGUCCACAGCGCACGCGGGGACGCGGACGCGAGCCGGAGCCUCGGCCUCUUUUCCUGCCCUCCCCUCGCAGCCGUCUCCUCACUGCCGGACCGGAACUAUGUGAUCCCGGAAGUUCCGGGGCCACUGCUGUGUGGGAUAAACAGUAAUGGCGGAGGCUGCGGCUCCCGGAACAACAGCCACAACAUCAGGAGCGGCAGCGGCCUCCCUCGCCCCUUUCCCCACCGUCACGGUGCCGUCGCCGGGGGCGGGCGGGGAGGGCGGCGGCAGCGAAGGCAGCGGCGGCGGCUGGACCAAGCAGGUCACCUGCAGGUAUUUCAUGCAUGGGGUUUGUAAGGAAGGAGAUAACUGUCGCUACUCACAUGACCUCUCCGACAGUCCCUAUGGUGUAGUUUGCAAGUAUUUCCAGCGAGGGUACUGUGUGUAUGGAGACCGCUGCAGAUAUGAGCACAGCAAACCAUUGAAACAGGAAGAAGCAGCUGCUACAGAUCUAACCACAAAACCAUCCCUUGCCGCUGCCCCAAGUCUCUCCUCCGGUGCUGGACAACUUGUGGAAAUGAAUACGGACGAGGCUGAGUCCAGAAAUGCAAACCUCCCUGCUGUGGGCGCAGGGUCUGAGGACUGGGUGAACGCCAUCGAGUUUGUGCCAGGGCAGCCCUACUGUGGCCGCACCGCCCCGGCCUGCACAGAGACCCCCGUGCAGGGCCCAGUGCCCAAGGCAGAGUCUGAGAAGGAGCCAGCUGCAGUGGAGACCAAGAAGCAGCUCUGCCCCUAUGCUGCCGUGGGAGAGUGCCGCUACGGGGAGAACUGUGUGUACCUGCACGGGGACGCCUGCGACAUGUGUGGGCUGCAGGUCCUGCACCCCGUCGAUACGGCCCAGAGGUCCCAGCACAUAAAAUCUUGCAUCGAGGCCCAUGAGAAGGACAUGGAGCUGUCCUUUGCCGUGCAGCGCAGCAAGGACAUGGUGUGUGGCAUCUGCAUGGAGGUGGUGUAUGAGAAAGCCAACCCCAGUGAGCGCCGCUUCGGCAUCCUCUCCAACUGCAGCCACACCUACUGUCUCAAGUGUAUUCGCAAGUGGAGGAGUGCUAAGCAGUUUGAGAGCAAGAUCAUAAAGUCCUGCCCCGAAUGCCGGAUCACAUCUAACUUUGUCAUUCCAAGUGAGUACUGGGUGGAGGAGAAAGAAGAGAAGCAGAAACUCAUUCAGAAAUACAAGGAGGCAAUGAGCAACAAGGCAUGCAGGUAUUUUGAUGAAGGCCGUGGGAGCUGCCCAUUUGGAGGGAACUGUUUUUACAAGCAUGCGUACCCUGAUGGCCGUAGAGAGGAGCCACAGAGACAGAAAGUGGGAACAUCAAGCAGAUACCGGGCCCAACGGAGGAACCACUUCUGGGAGCUCAUUGAGGAAAGAGAGAACAGCAGCCCCUUUGACAACGACGAAGAGGAGGUUGUCACCUUUGAGCUGGGCGAGAUGUUGCUUAUGCUUUUGGCUGCAGGUGGGGACGACGAGCUGACUGACUCUGAGGACGAGUGGGACUUGUAUCAUGAUGAGCUGGAAGACUUUUAUGACUUGGACCUAUAGCGGCUUUGUGUGGCUAGGGAACGGCCUGCCGAGCCUCAGACAGUAGCUGUCCCCUGUGCCGUGUGGCAGUGUGUUGCUCUCCUAGGCAGGCCUCAACUCCAGGUGCUGUCGUGACCACUUACCAGGGCCUGCUCUUCACCCCACUUCCCCAAGAGUGUGUCGUUUUCUCUGUUUCAAAAGUUACAAAAAUAAAUCUUCAAGUUAGUUUUUUUUUGUAACAUCUA
Cavia porcellus (domestic guinea pig) is the source of this 1801-nucleotide messenger RNA. It is a transcript of the gene Mkrn1, whose product is annotated as makorin ring finger protein 1. The record is from RefSeq and is a predicted model, not a curated record. Gene Ontology annotation, biological process: protein polyubiquitination. NCBI's taxonomy places the organism in Eukaryota, Metazoa, Chordata, Mammalia, Rodentia, Caviidae. The transcript is spliced from 8 exons. Bases 150 to 1577 code for a protein of 475 amino acids. Gene Ontology annotation, molecular function: metal ion binding; ubiquitin protein ligase activity.